AUGGACAACAUCUUGGAGAUUCUACAGACCAUUCGUAUUGGUGCAGUCGUUGCAACUUUCCUUUUCAACACUGGACGUAUUAUAAAAGCAGUGGACAUUUUUAACGAAUGUCUGGUGCUCCUUAACGGUAAAGCCCUAGAGACAAUCAAAGAACUUACCACACCAGUUCUUAUCUAUGUCUACCAUAAACUUCUUGAUGGCUAUACUCGUCUGUACGAUCACACCCGUGCGAUAGAAUGUGGUAAAAAGCUUCUAGUGACACUACACAAUAGUGGCCAAAAAGAAGUAGAAGGGAUGACAUUACUUAAAGUAGCGAAAAUCUACUAUCAAAGAAGCAAAUUCGAGGAAGCGAAACAGUUUUACGAGAAGGCACUCAGCAUCAUGAUUGAGGCUGGAAAUAAUCGCGGAGUUGGAGCAUGUUACGGAAAUCUAGGAACUGUGUUUUUUUCUGUUGGUCAAUAUACCAAGGCUGAAGAAUACCUUCAAAAAGCACUAGUGAUCAGGAAAGAAAUCGGUGACAAAGAAGGAGAAGCAGCAGAUUACGGAAAUCUAGGAACUGUGUUUCGAUCUGUUGGUCAAUAUACCAAGGCUGAAGAAUACCUUCAAAAAGCACUAGUGAUUAGGAAAGAAAUCGGUGACAAAAAAGGAGAAGCAUCUGCUUACGGAAAUCUAGGAACUGUGUUUCAGUUUGUUGGUCAAUAUAUCAAGGCUGAAGAAUACCUUCAAAAAGCACUAGUGAUCAGGAAAGGAAUUGGUGACAAAGAAGGAGAAGCAGCCGAUUACGGAAAUCUAGGUACUGUGUUUGGCUCUGUUGGUCAAUCUACCAAGGCUCAAGAAUACCUUCAAAAAGCACUAGUGAUCAUUAAAGAAAUCGGUGACAAAGAAGGAGAAGGAUCUGCUUACGGAAUUCUAGGAACUGUGUUUAAAUCUGUUGGUCAAUAUACCAAGGCUGAAGAAUACCUUCAAAAAGCACUAGUGAUCAAACAAGAAAUCGGAGACAAAGCUGGUGUUGGAGUUUCAUACUUAAAUCUGGGAAAACUUUGUGCAGAAUUUCAACUUACUGCAAAGAGUCAAGAAUUUGCUAAUAAAGCACUUGAGAUAAGUUACGAAAUAGGGGACAUUGAAAUGCAGUUUGAAAGCCACCUUACCAUUGCUCUGAACGAGUUAGUGGCAGGAGGAAGCAUAACUGAACCUCUGCGAAAUCUGUAUGAAAGCAUUCAGAAGUGCGAAGAAAUGCAUGAUUUUUUAAGAGUACAAGAUCAAUUCAAAAUUUCUUUUUUUGACGAGCAUGUGUCCCCUUACCUUCUUCUUUGUAGGUUGUUAAUUGCUACGGGUAGUUAUUAUGAAGCUCUUUACGUUGCCGAGCUUGGACGAUCCAGAGCACUGACAGACGUACUUUCAGAUAAGUACUGUGUGGAAAAAGGGGUAUCAGUCAACCCACAGUCAUGGAUUGGUAUUGAGAACAUUAUGCACAAAAAUGCACUUAGUUCUUGUCUUUAUGUUUCCUGCUUCGAUGAUAAUAUGUACUUUUGGAUUCUCAAGCCAAACAAAAUUACAGUUUUUCGACAAACGAGACUCGAAGAAAGUGCAGAUAAAGUGUUUGGAAAUCAGACAUUUGGUGGUUCUCUUAAUUUAUGUCAAGACCAAUGCGAAGAUCGAUCAUUGUUUUCAUGUGUAAGUUCCCUGCCAUCAUGCAAACCAUCUCAGAGUGGCAGCUUCGAAUCUUUGCGUCUUAUCGAAGAAGAGGAAGACGAAAAUCACGACUCUAAACCUUUGACCCUUUCUGAUGGUUACAACAUGAUAGUCGCUCCUGUAGCUGACUUACUCCAAGAAUCAGAAAUCAUUAUUAUACCAGAUAACUUGUUGUAUCCAAUUCCUUUUGCUGCUUUAAAGGAUGGUAAUGGAAAGUAUUUAUCGGAUACUUUCAGGAUUCGCAUUGUCCCUUCCUUGACGACUCUUAAGUUGAUUCAGCUCAGUCCAGCAGACUACCAUAGUAAAACCGGUGCACUGAUCGUAGGGGAGCCAGACGUUAGUGAUGUAUACUACCAAGGAAAAAUUCUACAGUUAAACCCACUGCCUUGGGCGAGAAAGGAAGCAGAGAUGAUUGGGCGACUGCUCGGUGUUCAACCGUUGCUUGGAAAGGAUGCAACUAAGCAGGCAGUCCUGGAAAGCAUGCAUUCAGUAAGUCUCAUUCACUUCGCUGCUCAUGGUGAUGACGAACGUGGAGAAAUAGCUCUUUCCCCUAUAAGCUCCUGCGGAACUCCUCACGAAGAAGACUACUUAUUAACGAUGGCUGAAAUUUUACAAGUUCGACUAACAGCCAAGCUGGUUGUCCUUAGCUGCUCUCAUAGUGCAAGUGGUCAGAUUAGAGCUGAGGGAAUUGUUGGAAUCGCUCGAGCAUUUCUAGCAUCGGGUGCACGCGCCGUGCUGGCGGCGCUGUGGGCUGUAGAUGACAAAGCUACCAUGUGGUUUAUGAGUCAUUUCUACGAGCACCUUGUUCGUGGUGAAAGUGCCAGUGAAUCUCUUCAUCAGGCCAUGAAGUCGAUGAGAGAGACUGGCUUUUCUGACAUCAUGCAGUGGGCACCCUUUAUGCUGAUUGGAGAUAAUGUGUCUUUCAAAGGUUUGUAUUUGAUAUCAUUUUUAGGUUUUUUAGUUAUCUUAGUCAAAAUUUGUGAAAUUGAUGUUCGUGACACUACGCAUCAUUUUGAAAAAUAUUAUGAAGGGAGUUAUACUGAGUUUUCUUAGUUUUUUUUGUUUAUUGUCUUUUCGAACCCUGUUCAUGGAAGUGAGGCAACUGGAGAGAAGGCCGAAUUUAAUUAUUUUCCGAUUUUUAUGGAAUAUUUCGUAAAGCAUGCUCGAAUCUCUAACUAACUAAAAUGAAAAUGUAGAAAACGAUAGUUGAGAUUUAUUAAUAUAUUUAGUUAUUAAUAUACCGUAAAAUUCCAAAAUAAGCCCUAGGCCUUAUAUUUUUCAAAGGCCCCUUUUGAGGGGCUUAUUUUUCGGAGGGAAUUAUCUACGGAGGGAAAUUUUCGUUUCAAAAUCGAUUGGGCUAGUCUUUUUGUUGGAAGUAAAUUUACCGUUUUUGCUUUGAUUUACUUUGUAUUUGAGGGCAAUUUUCCAAGUACAAGCCCCCGGGGGGCUUGUACUUGGAAAAUACUUGUAUCAGUGGCCUCUAUGAUACUUGUUCCGCGGAGAAGUCGAAAGAUGUAAUAUGCCCCCAAGAAAGUAUUUCAUUCGAUUCGAUUGGGUUUUACAACACGUAUUGCUUUAGUUCUCUUUGUACCAGGGGAGAUGGCUGAUAUUCUGGGCAUCCAUUGCACAGGCUGCUUGGGCUGCUCGGGCGGCAAGGGAUAGCAUGGUUGGCGUGAUAUCAAUCUCCUGCUCAAGCUAUAAUCUGAUCAGUAUACAAACAGCAAACGAAUCGAAGGAUUUGAAAUGAAGUAAAAUAUUCUCACUGCAUACAUAAUUGGCCGGUGACGCGGGAAUUAAGUAACUCUUUUAAAUUCCGUGGUGUUGGGCCUGCGCGCUCGUGGCAUGAUGCAUUGCGGUCCUUGGUUAGAAUUGCUUAGUUUUUGCCCGCCUCUUGGCUGGUUCAACGGGGUUCAGUGGAAGUGGCUUAGAAGUUUCGCCCCAUCCCACCUCCCCUGGUGGCGGUUGACCUCGCUUACUCUCACUAUUCGGCAUGCAGUCGCGGUUGCCUCCCACAACUUAUUUCUCCGUGUCGGAACAAUAGGUAUGCAGUGCGAAUAUUAUACGAAUCACAUUUAAGCUGAAAGUGAUACAAUAUGACUUAAAUGAAUUUUUAGCAUACAAAUGAUUCCUCAAAAUGUAAAGGUUUUGUUAUUUGUUCGACUUUGAAAAAAUCUGUGCCAGAUAUUUAGGUAAAACAUUUAGCGCAACAAGCAACAGAAGCAUGUUGAUCGAUGGCUAAAAUAAAUCGUGCAAAGAAUACAUACAAAAGGGAACCGUCAUGAUUGUUUUUUUUAAUUUCUAUCGCAGGUGCAUUUGAUAAGAGCAGUUUGAAAGAUGGCGAAGAUGCAACGGAAACAAAGAACUUGUAA
Porites evermanni is the source of this 4061-nucleotide messenger RNA. The record is from the annotation of a GenBank genome assembly. Lineage: Eukaryota; Metazoa; Cnidaria; Anthozoa; Scleractinia; Poritidae.